Messenger RNA from Macrobrachium nipponense, 1227 nucleotides. Its product is annotated as steroidogenic acute regulatory protein-like. Lineage: Eukaryota; Metazoa; Arthropoda; Malacostraca; Decapoda; Palaemonidae. The record is from RefSeq and is a predicted model, not a curated record. Gene Ontology annotation, cellular component: endoplasmic reticulum-endosome membrane contact site; lysosomal membrane; late endosome membrane. Gene Ontology annotation, molecular function: lipid binding.
UUAUUUCAGACCAUUAGAUGACUCAUUCAUGUAAGGAGAUAGAAAUUUCAACUAGUCAUGUCUCGCAGCAGUCAGAUAUCCAUCCCAGGAGGACUUGGGGGUGUAAAUGCAGCCUCAACAGAACUCUUGAUGACAAAUUACGUGUCAGGAAUGCAAGUUAAUGGACGUAUGUCUGCAGUACGUCGAUUCUUCUGCUUGUUUGUCACCUUUGAUUUACUCUUUACAAGUCUGUUUUGGAUCAUUUGUAUAUUAAUUGAUGGUAUGCCUUUGAUGGAUGCACUGAUUGAAGAAGUUAGGUAUUAUGACAUCAAACACUCAAUGUUUGAUAUUGUGAUGGUUGCAGCCUCAAGGUUCACGAUUUUACUCUUAUUUUACGCCCUUCUACAUAUCAAUCACUGGUGGCUUGUGGCUAUUACAACUGCUGGAAGUUGUGCAUUUUUCAUUGCAAAGACAUUGAUAUAUGAGUGGAACAAGAAAGCAAGCUAUCCCUUUGAAGUGAUGCUCAUCCUCAUAUCUUUCCUUAUUGCUUGGGCUGAGGCCUGGUUCAUAGAUUUUCGUGUUUUACCUCAAGAAGCAAGGGCGAAAACCAUUCUUGAAGCUGCGAGUGGUGGCCAUUAUUCAGGUAGUGACCCAAUGAUACCUCAGUUAGAAGCGGUGAGGAAUUACCUGAAUAAUUAUACAGAGACAAUUGGAGAUUUCUAUUCUCCCAUGGAGUCACCCUUAGCUUCUGAUGAUGAAGAAGAUGAUUCCAGAAGAGGUGCUACUAAGUUGUCUCCAAGGGAGAUGCAGAUGCAAGCUGCAGGGUGUGAAGCAUUGCAGCUAGCAUGGGAUACCCUAAAUUCAUCUGGCUGGAAGUUGGAAAAAGAAACUUCUCAUGGAGAUAGUGUUUUUUCAAAGCUCGGCCCCAGAGGUUCCAAGAUUUAUAAACUUGUGGGUGAAGUUGAUAUAGAUCCAAAAGCAUUAUUCACAGAGAUGGUGUAUAAUUUUGAAAACAUGCCUACUUGGAACAAAGCUGUAACUUUGGGUAGAAUUGUACAGACAAUUGAUAGCUCAACAGAUGUUGUCUAUCAAGUGGCAUCGGAAGGUCCGGUGUUGUCACUGCUCCGAGAUUUUGUAAAUGUUCGUCAUUAAAAGAUUGGUGACAACUGGGUUGCUGGUGGGAUUGCUGUUGUUCAUGACGAUGAACCUCCACAGAAGAGUAUUGUUCGUGAUGAUGCAACUAUCUAG